UGCGUAGAAUAUAGUGGGGCUACGUAGAACAUCCCAUCUUCGGUGCACAAGUACUGUUUUCUCUCUUUAUUUCUCUUUAUAUAGCUUAGCCACUUGGGUCUGGUCUGGUGAGAGAGAGAGAGAGAGAGAGAGAGAGAGAGAGGAAAUGGGGAGGCUAUUUGUGGUCAAUCUAGAGGGAAAGAUCUACGGCUGCAAGCACUGUCAAACCCAUCUAGCUCUCUGUGAAGACAUCGUUUCCAAGUCUUUCCAGUGCAGGCAUGGGAAGGCUUACCUCUUCAAUAAGGUAGUGAAUGUCACUGUUGGGGAUAGAGAAGAAAGAAUGAUGAUGACGGGAUUGCACACUGUUGCUGACAUUUUCUGCGUAGGAUGCGGAUCAAAUGUGGGAUGGAAAUACGAAUUUGCCAAUGAAAAGGGCCAAAAGUACAAGGAAGGAAAAUCUGUCCUUGAGCGGUUUAAGAUUUCAGCCCCGGAUGGAAGCAACUACUGGGCAAGUCAUGAAGCACAUGUUGGUGGAAGUGAUGCAGAUGAUGUUUGAUUUCUCUUAAUUCCAACUGUAAAUUCUUAAUCCUCCCUGUUCUUUCAUUCAACUUGUGGAUUUGGUAAUUUAUCAUUUCAGCCAGCUGCACUAUGUUGCCCUUAUGACUUGUACCAAGACUCCACUUUUAAUAUUGGGUUUACUGCUACAAA
Molecule: messenger RNA, 687 nt
Organism: Rhododendron vialii
Lineage: Eukaryota; Viridiplantae; Streptophyta; Magnoliopsida; Ericales; Ericaceae
Product: protein yippee-like
Exons: 5
Coding region: 146-535 (129 amino acids)
Cellular component (GO): ubiquitin ligase complex
Source: RefSeq, a predicted model, not a curated record